Molecule: messenger RNA, 26300 nt
Organism: Pelobates cultripes (western spadefoot toad)
Lineage: Eukaryota; Metazoa; Chordata; Amphibia; Anura; Pelobatidae
Source: the annotation of a GenBank genome assembly
AGGGGCCUCAUUCGCCGGGGGAGGGCUGCCUGGGCUGUCAGGCAGCCCUCCUGAAGAGGAUCGCGGCGGAAGUAAGUAAAUAUUACCUCGCCUGGGCUUAAGCCAUUAUGGCGUUCUAUGCCGCCGCAACGGCUUUAAAGCCGCGAUGGCAUAGAACGCCGUAACGGGGUUAAGGGGUUAAAUGUGAGUAUUCUAGAGUUCAAAGUUAAGACCAAAGUAAUCAAACUAAAAAAUAUUUGCUUUGGAUAAUUUUCCCAGUUUGGCUAUUUUGACUUUAAAUGUGGAAUUCUCUUUGAAUUUGAGGCAAUUCACAUUUUAUUGAAUAACUACACAUAUGGGAUCAUCAUAAUUUUGGAAAAACUUACAUUACACAGAGCUGUAAUCAGGGGCAUAACAAAGUUCCCCUGUUCCUGGGUACUACAAUAUAAAAAGGCCCCUUUUGUCCAUUGGCAUCUCCAGGAUUCAGAUUUAGGAAGGGCACAUGGGGGGCCAGAGACAAAAGUAGGGGGGCAAUUAUAAAAUGUGUAGAUAUAUAAACAUACACACACAUAUUUAGAUAUAUACAUACACACACUUGGAAAACAGUUAUACAUUGUAAACAAAAUCAGAUUUCUUUAUUUCCAGCAAACUCAGUAAAAUCUGUAAAUUUCAUUCUGAGAAACAGUAUAAAUCUGGGCUUUAUAUUCUUGGAUUACUGAAAUGUACUGGCAAAGCAACUUGAGCAAUAUGGCCAUUCUCUCAGCAAGGUUCUUUUGCUUUCUGAAUUUUGCAUCCCAGUUAAGAUACCCCGAGGGACAUUUCUCCAACCAGCUAACAGCCAUAGGGGCAGCAUCAGUGGCAGAUCCAGAGCCUGAUCUCUGUAGGGGCACUUGUAGAUUAUUUAAAUAAAUAAUCUAUGCACCAUAACCACUACAGCUCUGUAGUCAAACUGUUUAAGUACAGUUUGACAAAUUACCUGGGGUCUGCUGGGAUAUGCGCCUGUAGUAGGGCAUAGGAGCAGUGAUGUGUGGGGGGGGUGCAGUGUGGGUGUGUGGGGCAAUUUGUGUAUGGGGGGGCAGUGUGUGAAUGUGUAUGGUGUGUGUGUGAGGGCUGUGUGUAUGGGGGGCAGUGUAUGUAUGUAUGUGGGGGAAGUGUGUGUAGGGUGCAGUUUGUGAAUGUGUGGUGAGGAGGGUAGGGAGGCUUUUUUAUAAUGUGUUUUUUUUAAAUUUAAUAAAAAUAAAUAUACCUUAAACCCCCCCUCCCUUCUUACCUUUACUGAGGGAGGAGGGGGGACAUUUCUUGAUCCCUGGUGGUCCCCCAUAGCUCCAGGGCUAGAGUUCACUCUCGCAAGAUCCGGAGAGUUUUCGUGGUAACCACGGCAACGCUCCGUGUUCGCGAGAGAAGGACCCGGCGGAGCUGAAUGCUGAGCUCCUAGGUCAUCUCUCACUUCCUCCCAUCCGGUCCGUGAAGGCACAUUGCAGGGCUGGCACUUGGACAGUGCCAGUCCUGCAUUAGCUGGUGGGGGGGUGAGGGGGGGCUACUGUAGUGGUUUUAGUGACCAUUUGAGAAUGUUUUUACAACUUACCUGGGGUCUGCUGUAGCCGGUCACUUACUCUGCAGUCCAGAAGCUACAGCACUGAGCUAAGUUUGUUGGUGCAGGACUUACCUUAGUGGCUUCAAGUGCUCAGCUGAUACCCCUAGCCAACCUGCAGCUCUUGUAUGGCAGGGUUAGCUUAGGGUAGCUGCCAGAAGCCCCUUGCAGGAUGUCAGCUUACCAACGGAUUCCAGGUAAGUUGGGAAUGGUUUGACUACUUACACUGUGAGUGAGCUAGGCCGCUCAAAUGACCAUAACCACAAAAGCUCACUUUAGUGUGUAUUGUGCCUGAAGUGUUUUAAAGUUGUUUUCACUAAAUUAGGCAAGCUGUAACUAUCACUGAGUUAGGGAAUGUCCAAAUCGACUCUUUGUUCCGUAUUUCGGUGUUUGGCUCAUUAGACUUUGCUGUUUAGUUAAUAAGCCCCUUAAAGGGACACUGUAGUCACUAUAACCACUUUGUCUCUUUGAAUUGGUUAUAGUGCCUGGAGUGCCCUGGCACUGUCCCUCCAUUCAGUGUUACUGCACAAACAUGGUGCGUGCCACAAAAUAAGAGUCCCUGGCCACCCACAGUCCGGCCCCUUCUGUAUGUGUAGCUAAGGCAGAGAUUACACACUUCCUUGUUGUCAUACCCAUUCAUACUGUCAGUUGGAGCUCUGACAGGUUAAAAGCAGUCAGCUGACACUCUCUGCCAAUCACAGCUGCCCAUUGCGGCUAAGGGUAAUACUUCCUUAUUAGCCAAAGCAGCACAGAGGGGAUGGAUUGCCGGGGACUCUUGUUUAGCAUUAAAACAUUAAAAACUGUUUAAUGCUGAAAGAAAUGAUGGCACCAGGGACUCCAUACACUAUAACCAGCUUAAUGAGAUGAAGCAGAUACAGUGCCUACAUUGUCCCUUUAAUUCUUCUUUCUGCCGUCAUCAAUGGGUUGGACAACUUGAGGAAUGACUUUUUAGAGCAGUGAGUUUAUAGGUCAAAAUAGCAGCAUUUUAAAACCAAAAUUUUCACUUCUGCUGUUGUGGAGAUUUUUUCCAACUUCUGGAAAACCUUUACUAAACUUUGCAAGUUGGCUUUCCAAUGCAUAACACAUUUCUUUGUUUAUUGUGGCACACAGUAAACGUGUUAUACAAUGGUACAGUUGUGAAACUUUCAGUAAGAGCGACAAUGCAGCAGCACGAAAGUCUGCAAGGAGGUGUAGAGUGCACAGACCUACUGAAGCGUAAUGCGUAGACAAAGUCACUAUAAGAAUAAACUUCCACUUUUAUAAAACAAUUAGAUAAGGUAAAUGCCUGGAAUUACUUACUAUGCUUUAUAUUGACUUGACCCCGGCAAGCAAUUGCUUUGGGCCCUCCUGAACCCCAUAAUUUUAGCAUUUUAAUAAAGGGGUGUUGUCUUUUAAAUGCAAAUGUACAGUUCUGUGUAGUAUUGUUAUUUGAGUGAAGAGGUGUGUUUGUAUAUAAUUUUGGAGUUUGAAUUCAGUGUCUUUGUAUGUAAUGUUUGUGUUUGCAUGAGUGUGUUUGCAUGUUGUAUUUGAUUGCUGGGAUGUAUGCACAUACUAACACAGAUAUACAUACACAUUAAAAGCAGAUACACACAUAAUCACACUGAUGCAUGCACACACCUUGACACACAGAUACAUACACCGACACAAAGACACUGGUAUAUACACACAUACCUAGCACAUACACACACACACACUCAGAUACACGCGUACAAACACUAGCACAUCCACACACAGAGAUACACACUGACACAGAUACAUAUACAGGUAUACAUGCAGGGGUGUAUCUAUAUGCAGUGUUGGAGUGCUGAGAUGUAUACAUUGCCACAUACACACAGAUGCCUACUUACCCAAACACUGAGAUACACACAGGUACUCACACAGUGGUGUAUUUGUGUGCAGUGGUGUUGUUGGAAUGCGGGGGUAUAUUUGUGUGCAGUAUUGGCAUUAUAAUGCUGUGAUGUAUGAAUUGCCACAUGCAUAGAUACACACUGACACAAAUACACACACACACACACACACAAGUACAGAUACACAGACCUACAGGUACACAUAAACACUGACACACAAGUACACAGACACAGGUAUACAUUCACACAUACACAGGCACACAUAAACACUGACACACUGGUACACAUACAGCCAGAUACACACACUGACAAACACAAGGCCAGAUACAUAUAAAGUCAUAUACACACACUGACAAAAACUCUGCCAGAUGUACACUACCAGACACACACACACACACAAACACACACUGCCAGUCACACACACACACACACACACACACAGUCAGGUAUACACACUGACACAGACCCAGAUACACAACAUAAAUAAGAAUCAAUCUUCAUAUUAGACCCACCCUCCUGUCUCAUUACCUUAUGGGUACAGAAGGGUGGCUUCCCUGGGCUAUUAGAGCUGGAUGGCCAAGGCUGAUGGGAGUCUGAGGAACCAGGCUUUCUCAGUCUCUCCUCCACUUCCUCCUUUUCUGUAUGUGCCUCCUAUUCCACAGCCACAGAUAGGGGCCCGGUCCAGAGCACUAUUAAAGGGCUGGGACCCCUGAUUACCUCAGGUGUGGCUGCCCACCGGGACAAUUCUCAGGAUUCCGGUGGGCUUGUCAGUAUCCUGUUUGUGGGCAGGGGGCCCAGUUACUUCUGGGGGGCCCAAGGCAGCUGCCCCGUUUGCUCCUCAUUAAAGACAGCCCCGAGGCUAAGUAUUAGUAGCAAAACUGAGAUUAAAACAGGCUAGAUAUGCAGGAUAUUAAUACCAUUGACAUCCCCCUCUAUCUCAGCGCAAAAUAAAGCAACGACAUAACGAGAUACAGAGAUAAAAUAAAAACAAGAACAAUGCUGUCUGUACUGAUUAUAAGCCAAUCAAUGCGGAAAACAUUAACUAUCAUGCAAGAGACAGUCAGGCAGGCCAUUAGGUGGCUUCCAACAGUGGGCCCAAGAUGAUAAGUCUCCCAUCAGCCAAUGCCCCGACUCAGGAGCAGAAAGAGGUAGGUGAGCAGCACUUUGAGACAGGAGCCAAGUAGAGCACACCCCCAGCCCAUUAUGAGGGCCUGCAUCACUCAUCCACGAACUCGGGGGCUUGUUGGUGAGUCCAAUUUCUUCCUUGUUCGGAAACAGCAAAAGCUUCUGGUGGACUGUAACUGCCAGAUGUGCUGGUUCUUCCGUGUUGGUGGUGGAUGCGGCGGGAGUGUAUCCUAUCUGGCCUUCAGCCCAGGUAGGCCCAAGUUGGGAGACUCUGGUGCUUGCAAGGAAGUUGCGCCCAGGGGAAUCCCUCACCUCCCUCACCACUCUUCCUCUUGGGGUUGAGUCGGUAUAGCAGGAAGACGAGCUUCCAACUUUGCCCAGAAGCUCUCAAAUAUCUCAUUUAGGUGUGUUAGGAUACCUUCAGUUGCACUCUGUUGGAUGUUCAGAGGCUCUUGCACAGAAAGGGACUGCGCACCCGCCAUCUUGAAGGGGUCCACUGCCGUAUAAGCUUGGGCCAGUGCAGGUGCUCUGAGUCAGCACAGGUAUGUGGAGCAAGUCAGUGGGGACCCGAAUAACCCCCACCGGUCCAAAGGGGGGAGAGACAGCUAUAUACGGUGGUCGGCUCGGAGACCGGAGAACUGGGAGAGCGGCCGCCUCUCCUGAACUCAAACUAAUGUAGGCCGCAGGACACGAUCCAGUGCCUGGAAAGCAUGUGUGAGGUAUCCACUGGUGCUUGCUUAACAGGGUGUGUACUAUUUGUGGACAGAUUGGUUGAGUGGCCCCCGAUUAGACCAAGAUUAUCGGUACCCAACUCUGGAGCUCUCAUAGAGCACGUCUAGUCGGUUCAGCAGUCAAGCUCCACCCCCGCAUCACACAUUCCUAUGUGGUUAGCAGACCCAUAGGGUUCUCUGGUACAUGUAAAUAUACACUAGGAUAUUUACUGAGGUUAAAAUCCAUCUAUAAAAUGUAAAAUGUGGGUAUUCAAUAAAGAUAAUUUAAGGUCAACCUCUUUACUAGGAGCUCCAUAUUGUUGGUGUGUCUGAGUGUAUAACAGAGCUCCACAGCAAUAAUACGCCCAGUAAUGUGUCUGAGUGUAUAACAGAGCUCCACAGCAAUAAUUCUCCUAGUAAUGUGUCUGAGUGUAUAACAGAGCUCCACAGCAAUAAUACUCCCAGUAAUGUGUCUGAGUGCAUAACAGAGCUCCACAGCAAUAAUACUCCCAGUAAUGUGUCUGAAUGUAUAACAGAGCUCCACAGCAAUAAUACUCCCAGCAAUGUGUCUGAGUGUAUAACAGAGCCCCACAGCAAUAAUACUCCCAGUAAUGUGUCUGAGUGUAUAACAGAGCUCCACAGCAAUAAUACUCCCAGUAAUGUGUCUGAGUGUAUAACAGAGCUCCACAGCAAUAAUACUCCCAGUAAUGUGUCUGAGUGUAUAACAGAGCUCACAGCAAUAAUACUCCCAGUAAUGUGUCUGAGUGUAUAACAGAGCUCCACAGCAAUAAUACUCCCAGUAAUGUGUCUGAGUGUAUAACAGAGCUCCACAGCAAUAAUUCUCCUAGUAAUGAGUCUGAGUGUAUAACAGAGCUCCACAGCAAUAAUACUCCCAGUAAUACAUUGUGUAUAACAGAGCUUCACAGCAAUAAUUCUCCCAGUAAUGUGUCUGUGUGUAUAACAGACCUCCACAGCAAUAAUACUCCCAGUAAUGUGUCUGACUGUAUAACAGAGCUCCACAGCAAUAAUUCUCCCAGUAAUGUGUCUGACUGUAUAACAGAGCUCCACAGCAAUAAUACUCCCAGUAAUGUGUCUGAGUGUAUAACAGAGCUCCACAGCAAUAAUUCUCCCAGUAAUGUGUCUGAGUGUAUAACAGAGCUCCACAGCAAUACCCACAGCAAUAAUACUCCCGGUAAUGUGUCUGAGUCUAUAACAGAGCUCCACAAUAAUAAUACUCCCAGUAACGUGUCUGAGUGUAUAACAGAGCUCCACAGCAAUAAUACUCCCAGUAAUGUGUCUGAGUGUAUAACAGAGCUCCCCAGCAAUAAUACUCCCAGUAAUGUGUCUGAGUGUAUGACGGAGCUCCACAGCAAUAAUACUCCCAGUAAUGUGUCUGAGUGUAUAACAGAGCUCCACAGCAAUAAUACUCCCAGUAAUGUGUCUGAUUGUAUAACAGAGCUCCACAGCAAUAAUACUCCCAGUAAUGUGUCUGAUUGUAUAACAGAGCUCCACAGCAAUAAUACUCCCAGUAAUGUGUCUGAUUGUAUAACAGAGCUCCACAGCAAUAAUACUCCCAGUAAUGUGUCUGAGUGUAUAACAGAGCUCCACAGCAAUAAUACUCCCAGUAAUGUGUCUGAGGGUAUAACAGAGCUCCACAGUAAUAAUACUUCCAGUAAUUUGUGUGAGUGUAUAACAGAGCUCCACAGCAAUAAUACUCCCAGUAAUGUGCCUGAGUGUAUAACAGAGCUCCACAGCAAUAAUACUCCCAGUAAUGUGUCUGAGUGUAUAACAGAGCUCCACAGCAAUAAUACUCCCAGUAAUGAGUCUGAGUGUAUAACAGAGCUCCGCAGCAAUAAUACUCCCAGUAAUGUGUCUGAGUGUAUAACAGAGCUCCACAGCAAUAAUACUCCCAGUAAUGUGUCUGAGUGUAUAACAGAGCUCCACAGCAAUAAUACUCCCAGUAAUGUGUCUGACUGUAUAACAGAGCUCCACAGCAAUAAUACUCCCAGUAAUGCGUCUAACAGAGCCACAGCAAUAAUACUCCCAGUAAUGUGUCUGAGUGUAUAACAGAGCUCCACAGCAAUAAUACUCCCAGUAAUGUGUCUGAGUGUAUAACAGAGCUCCACAGCAAUAAUACUCCCAGUAAUGUGUCUGAGUUAUAACAGAGCUCCACAGCAAUAAUACUCCCAGUAAUGUGUCUGAGUGUAUAACAGAGCUGCACAGCAAUAAUUACUCCCAGUAAUGUGUCUGAGUGUAUAACAGAGCUCCACAGCAAUAAUACUCCCAGUAAUGUGUCUGAGUGUAUAACAGAGCUCCACAGCAAUAAUACUCCCAGUAAUGUGUCUGAGUGUAUAACAGAGCUCCACAGCAAUAAUACUCCCAGUAAUGUGUCUGAUUGUAUAACAGAGCUCCACAGCAAUAAUACUCCCAGUAAUGUGUCUGAGUGUAUAACAGAGCUCCACAGCAAUAAUACUCCCAGUAAUGUGUCUGAGGGUAUAACAGAGCUCCACAGCAAUAAUACUCCCAGUAAUGUGUCUGAGGGUAUAACAGAGCUCCACAGCAAUAAUACUCCCAGUAAUGUGUCUGAGUGUAUAACAGAGCUCCACAGCAAUAAUACUCCCAGUAAUGUGUCUGAGGGUAUAACAGAGCUCCACAGUAAUAAUACUUCCAGUAAUUUGUGUGAGUGUAUAACAGAGCUCCACAGCAAUAAUACUCCCAGUAAUGUGCCUGAGUGUAUAACAGAGCUCCACAGCAAUAAUACUCCCAGUAAUGUGUCUGAGUGUAUAACAAAGCUCCACAGCAAUAAUACUCCCAUUAAUGCUUCUUUAAACUACAUUAAAUCUGUUUAGAAAUCAGUCUGUAAAUAAGAUACAUUGUUCCCAUAAUUAUUAUAUUCCAUGACAAACUUCUUUCAUUAUUUAUUUUUCUCUCUGGUUUCAUAUUGUUAGACUCGUUUUAGCAUUCUUUUGUGAGAGAUUAUGAAUUUUCACCCUUAUGGUUACUAUUUUCUCAGAGAGGAUUAAAUAAAAUGGUAUUGUUUUGAGAAUCUGAUGGCUAUUCCAUACUAUCAUUCAUUCACAUUCAUUCCUUCUAUUGCGGAACGGGGAGAGAGAAGGAACCUUCAAAUCUUCUUCUGCAUAGUUUUUUUUUUAUUAUUGAUUUAGAUUUCAAACUUUUACUACUUUAGCCAAUAUUUGAGAGAAUUAGAUUUUUUUUAAAACCAUUAAUACCAUUUCUUCCCGAUAUCCUCCCAGUCCCAUUUUCAUCAAUGCUUGAUGUUCUGUUUGUAAGAAAAUAUCUUUGAGAUCCAAGUCCUCCUCUGUCCUCCAUUUUCUUACCAGCUGAAGCUUGCUGGCUAACAGGAUAUGUACUAUUACGUGUCGAGUUCCCACUAAUAGCUUCGUCAGGCCAAUAUGAAAUAUUGCCAUUGCUAUGUUUGGUUGUAUUUAUGUAUUUGCUAUGAUAGAUAUUAGAAGAAAUAGUUUAGCCCAAAAUGUUUCAAUUUUUUUUACAUUCCCACCAUAUGUGGGGGUUUGAGCCUUGUAAUUCCAACCACCUCCAAUAUUUCCCAUUUCCUCCAUUGAUAUUUUUUUUAUCUAACCGGGGUUAGAUACCAUCUAAAAAGAACUUUGAAGUAUACUUCUAGUAAACCUAUAUUAUGGGUAGCAGAUUUAGUUAAUUUAAUCGCAUCAAUCCAUUAAUUUUCCUCUAUAUUAAUAUUAAUGUCUUCCACCCAUCUUUUUAUAGGGGCCAUCAUAUUAAACUCACUCUGAUUACCUAUGAUAUUGAAGGUUAGCUUGCUUAACUGUCUCCUCUUCCUUCCUAAUAGCAGUUCUUCCAUUCUUUUGUCUAUUACAGGAUUUUUAUUUAACACUUCUUUUUCCUGGUAGUUUUUAAUCCUCAAGUAAUUGAAUAAUUUCUUGGAUUGGAGAUUGAAUAACGAUUUAAUAUCUUCAAACGAUACGAUCUUGUUCUCUUUAACUAUUUGGUGUGUACAUCUUAUUCCCCCAACUCUCCAGUCUUUUAAAUUAAUACUCCCUAUUCAGAUUUCUACCACCUCGACCGGUAUUCAGUUAUUAAUAUUAUAUCUUGACAGAUAUUUAUACCUAAGAUUUUUCCAAGCCAAACUUAAAUCUUUAAUUAUAGGAUUACUAAUAAUUCUGUGGGGUUCUAACGACCAAAACAUGAGUCUUACCUGCGAAUUCACAUUUUUCUAAAUGUUGCCACUGUUGAUGUUCUUCCCGUUUACACCAUUUAACCAUAUGUGCCAACAUAAUUGCAUCAUGGAUUUUAACCACAUUUGGGGAUCCUAGACCUCCCUCCCUUUCUCCUCUAGAUAUCACUUGAAAUGCCACUAUUGCUUUUUUUAUGAUUCCAUAUAAAUUUAUUGAAUACUUUUUUGAAAUUCCAUUAAGAUGUUCUUAUCUACGGUAAAGGGAAUUGAUCUGAAUAUACAGGUUUUGGUGAGAUGUAAUAUUUAAUUAUAUUUAUUCUUUCUAUCCAUGAAAACGUGAUCCUUGCAUAUUUGUAUUCCUAACGCUAUAGUGUUUCUUUAAUUAGCUAGAGUAGCCACAAGGCAGUAUACUCGGUACAGACUGGAGCUCACAGUCUGGCCUAACUCUCUGACAGCUGCAAACCAAUGAUCUAGGUAAACUAAACUAAUUUGGUACUAUACCUAUAUGAGGGAAUGGGGAAAAUACCUAUACUGGCUAAUCAUGGCAGCAUCACUUAUGGGUAGCUCCUCCCUUAGCAGUCACAGGACAGGAAUUAAUUAGAUUAAUUAAUUAGACUGAUAGGUAUAAAGAGUCCCUCCUCCCCUUACACCUCAGUCUUUUUUCCUGUCCUUAGCAAGUUCUACAGGACUUUUUGCAUUUUAUUUUAUGGCCACCUUCCUGCGUUUGUCGUAGGUUUGUUCCAAAUGAAGUUCAGCCUCUCUUCAUUUGAAGGGCCCCAUAAACAGCCUGCAUGAGCAGGACUAACUGGGUCAGGUUCAGUGUAUGUACUGAACUGCUGCGUGGGAUUUGGUGUUCUGAGGGAAACACGGCUACACGUAAUCUGAGUAUAUGGGGUUGGUCCUCCUUAAAAAUUCCCCUUGUUAUCUGUCUUGCCCCUAGCAACUGGGGUCAAAAUAAUUCCCUCCCCUAGUGUUGGUGGCAGUGUUUGGGAUCCAUACUAUGGGGGUCCUCCUGUGGGGGGAUCCUGUUACUUACUUCUGUGCAGAGUGACCUUUCCUGGGGGUGGAGUCCCUCUCUGCUGCAGCAGGGGGUGCCCUCUGUUGUUGCCUGUAGGUUUCUGGUGAGGCCAGCGUGGUUGGCUGGAACGCGGUGUGUGUUCCAACAGGCGGAAGUGACGUCGUGGCCGGGUCGGAGAUACCGGAAGUGACGUAAUUUUAGGCCGCGAGCGUUUGGCACGCAUAGCGUGCGUUCCAGCGGUUUGCACAUGCGCGGAACUGCAGGUUUUCCUGAUGCUAUUUAAACCAGGGGAUCCUGGUUCUCUGCCUGCUCGCUGAGUUAGCUGUUGAGUGAAGUUGUUCCUGUGUGCUCAGAUCCUGCUCCUUGGCUCUGUGCUUGGCUGUCUGGAGUGGUUUCUGUCUUUAUCAGGUAGGAUUCCUUGUUGGGCAUUUGCUGGUCACUUUGCUGCUGUCUUCUUUCUAAGAAAGUCAUCUAUGCAGGGACUUGUGUCUUAUAGUUUUCUUUUAAUUUCCUUUGUAGUAUGGAUUCCCCCUCUGCCUCUGCAAGAUCCGUCUCAAGAAAACAUAGGUGAGCCAUUUUUGUUGUGAUGGGGGGGUUGUUAAAAAGAGUGCCAAUUGAGCCUGUAAUAUAUGUUUAUAUAUGGCUUUGUUUCAGCCCCAGCAGACAUUUGGAUUCUCCUGCAAGGAAAUCAAGGGAAAAAAACAAUAAAUGCAUUAACUGUUCGUCACCUGUACCGCAAGGAAGAAAUCUAUGCAGGGAUUGCUUGUUGGAAGUGGCGGAAGUUCCCAGUAAUGUUUCUCCGCAGGAUGACCUUAAACACUGGAUUUCCCAAGCUAUUGCUGAGGGCUUUAAGUCUACCACAGUGCCUUGUGGUCCGAGCAAGAGAUGCAGAGCGGAACCUCAGUCUUCCAGCUCUGCAGAAGACCCUGACCUGUGGGAGGUCUCAGAGGACGAGGAGGAAGUGGAAUAUACCUCCAGGUCUCUUGACUCUAAGUCUAUUGAUAGGCUUAUUACCCUUCUUAGUCUCACAGAGGAGAAGUCUGAAUUGAGAGAGGCUGACAGGUUCUUUGAAGACCUAAAACCGAAUAGACCUAUUUUCCCGGUACAUUUCUCGAUCAGGGAUAUGAUCAUUCAAGAAUGGAACAAGCUGGAAAGGAAGUCCACCUUGAAAAAUAAAUUCUCAAGGAUUUACCCUUAUUCUGCGGUUGACUGCCACUUAUGGAAUUCAGUUCCUAAAAUUGACGCCGCAGUGAUUCAUGUGGCAAAGAAAACUACGCUUCCCAUUGACUCCAUGGCAUAUCUGAGAGAGCCUAUGGAGAAGCAUAUGGAUGGGGAUCUCAUAAAAGCCUAUUUGGCGCUGGGUUCCGCCCUCCAUCCGGCUGUGGCACUUACCACUCUCUCCAGGGCCUUGAAAGUAUGGCUCGCCAAUUUGGAAGAAGACAUUGAUCGGGGUGUCCGUAGGGAACAUCUCUUGGAGAGUCUCAAGGACUUUAGCGUUGCCACAGUUUUCUGUUCGGAAGCCUCACUGGACAUCACUUGCAUGAUUGCCAAAAGUAUGGCUCUGUCUGUGGCAUCUAGAAAGGCUCUAUGGCUUCAUUCGUGGGGAGCGGACUAUGCCUCUAAGGCAUCCUUGUGUGGCCUUCCCUUCCAGGGGGAUCUCCUAUUUGGUAAGAUUCUGGAGGAGGCUAUUCAAAAAGCUGCUGAUUACUUAAUAUAAAAUAGAUUGGAGGCUACAGUAGACAGAUAAUCAUGGCUGGAGGACAUAUGUUGUACUCAAUGAACAUAUUUGGUUGUAAUGGCAUCUAAUAAUGCUGUGUUUUGAUUAAUACCGAAUAUUGUUUGUGAUAUUUAUCUUCUUAUUGCAAUGUAAUGAUUGUUUUGCUGUGGUAUCUGAUCUUGUUAUAAAUAAAGAAUUAAAAAAUAAAUAAAUUUGCUGAUGGGAAAAAAAGCAUUUUUACCUUAAAUAAGCAGAGUGUUCACAGUGUCCUUGGCCCCAAAACCCCAGGGAAAGUGGCGUCUCAUGCUGAGCUUGAAGGGUGUAAACUCCAUGCUCGAUGUAAGGACAUUCAAAAUGGAAUCUUUACAGACCAUCUUGAAGAACGUCAAAAGAGGAGACUGGAUGACCUCCAUAGACUUGAGGGACGCCUACUACCAGAUACCUAUAAACCAAGAUCAUAUGCAGUUUCUCAGGUUCUGGGUGCUAGGAAGGCACUUUCAGUUCCGGGGACUACCGUUUGGCCUCAGCUUGGUGCCAAGAAUGUUCUCGAAAGUUCUUGUUACUUUGAUAGCCUUCAUAAGGGAGAAAGGUAUCGAGAUCUACCAUUACUUGGACGACAUCCUUAUCAUAGGUCCACCUCAGAGGAUAGUAGCUCAUCACACGUUGGUGGCAAUGAAUAUUCUUCAAGACCACGGUUGGCUUCUGAAUGUGGAAAAAAGCUCCCUGAUUCCUUCUCAGACGAUCAUAUUCCUUGGAGCAGUGAUAAACACAGUAUCUGCCCAUGUGUUCCUAUCUCCGGAAAGGGUCACAAAAAUCAGAGACAAAGUAGGGAAGCUACAAGGGCUUGAGACUGCUUCUGCAAGACAAGUCAUGAUUCUCCUGGGUUCUUUGACAUCAACUAGUUUCGUCCGAUCCAGAAUUGCUUCCUUCUCCAGUUCGACAGAGUGGGAACAGAUUGGGAGCAAAGGAUCUCUCUACCCCUGCCCAUGAGGAAAGGGUUGAACUGGUGGAAGAACAGGAAGAACUUGGCAGCAGGCUUCCCGUUGGAGGAACCUCCUUGGAAGGUUAUUACAACAGAUGCUAGUUCUUUUGGAUGGGGUGCCCACUUCAAUGCCACAUGGACUCAAGGGAAGUAGACCUGAGAAGAGAGUCAGCUACACUCAAAUCUAAGAGAACUGAGAGCGGUUUCCAAGGCCAUCUUGGUGUUCCUACCAAGGAUCAAAAAUUCUUGGGUACUGAUCAAAACAGACAACCGAGCGGUUGCUUCAUAUGUGAACAACCAAGGUGGCACAAGAAGCAGAUUGCUCUUGAAGGAGCUAGCUCCCUUGAUGACAGUAGCCAUGACCAAUCUCCAGGGUCUGAAGGCAAUCUAUCUUCCAGGUUCGGAGAACGUGACUGCAGACUAGGCAGGAAGGAAAUUCUUCCGGGGGAAUGGAAACUUCACCCGGCAGCCUUUGCAUGGAUUGCUCAUCGGUGGGACAUACCCCAGAUCAACCUGAUAGCAUCCUCCCAGAAUCAUCAGGUGGAGAAUUACGCUCCCUCCACCAGGACAGUCAGACAAUGGGCCAGGAUGCUCUCUCUCUUCCUUGGUCAUUCGAUCUGGGGUAUGCGUUCCCUCCCCUACCCAUGAUACCCAGGUUCCUGCGGAAGGUUUGGUCGGAAGGCAAGAAAGUUAUUGCCAUAAUUCCGAUUUGGCCUCGGAGGCCGUGGUUCCCCCUAUUGGCUAUGAUGAGCCAAGAACAGCCUUGGCCUCUUCCUGUUAUGGUGGAUCUGCUAACGCACGGCCCAAUAUUCCAUCCUCAUCCGGAACGCCUCAAAUAGGGGGUAUGGGUCUUGAAAAAGAAAGACUUCAACUACUAGGUCUCUCAGAAGCAGUGGUCAAUACCCUUUUGCAAUCAAGGAAAGCUUCUACUUCCACAUGCUACCAUAGGAUCUGGGAUGUGUUCCGGGAAUGGGCUUCGGCCAAAAAGGUUGACUUCCUGCAUCCUCACAAUACUGAGAUCUUGGAGUUCCUGCAAGAGGGUCUGGAUAAGGGCCUUAGCCUCAGCACUCUUAAGGUUCAGUCUUCGGCGCUUUCAGCUUUGUGCAACAUCUCAUGGACUUCAGAUCCUUUGAUCUCCAGGUUCUUCAAGGCAGCCUUUAGGUUGAGACCUCCUUCCAGAUAUACUACCCCUCCUUGGGACUUUCCUCUGGUGCUCAAUUACCUUACUGAGGAUCUGUUCGUUCCCCUAGAGAGUUUGGAUGCUACCCUCCUGACGUAUAAAACUUUGUUUUUGGUGGCAAUUACUUGCGCAAGACAAAUUUCGGAGAUUAAAGCAUUUUCUACCUUAUCUUCUUGUCUACAAUUCUAUCAGGAUAGGGUGUGUCUGAAACCAAAACCUGAGUUUUUUCCUAAGGUGGUCUCUCAGUUUCAUCUCUCUCAAGAAGUGGUUCUUCCAUCGUUCUACCCCAAUCCUUCUUCGCAAGAGGAGGUUAGAUGGCAACGUUUGGAUGUCACGAACUGCCUGUCUGUGUACCUUAAGUGUUCUGAGUCUUUCCGUAAAACUGACCAACUCUUCGUUUUGCCGUCGGGAGCCAGGAGAGGUGAGGCGGCUUCUUUAUCUACGUUGGAUUUCACUGGUAAUCAGGAAAGCAUAUAUUUCAAAAGGUCGAUCUCCUCCAAUGAAGAUAAGAUCUCAUUCUACUAGGGCAUUGUCGACUUAAUGGGCUAAUUGGGCAGAGGUUCCAUACGAUGAUAUUUGCAGGGCAGCCACCUGGUCUUACCUGAUGACGUUCUUGAAACACUACAAACUGGAUGUGGACUCUCCUUCCACCUCCUUUGGAAAGAGUGUCCUGUCUACGGUUUCUUUAUCCCGUUGAUAUUAAAUUUCUUUGCAGAAAGAGUCUGUUCAGCGUCUUUUCUCGGUUUAUUCUUCCCACCCUAUAAUUCUGUGAGCUUGGCUAUUAUCCAUAAGUGAUGCUGCCAUGAUUAGCCAGGAAUAGAGAAAAUUUAUAACAAAUUUACCGUAAUUUCCUUUUCUAGCUAUUUCUCAUGGCAGCAUCAGGGUUCCCGCCCAUUCUUUUAUUUUUCAGCUUUAUAAUUGGACUGAGGUGUAAGGGGAGGAGGGAUUCUUUAUACCUAUCAGUCUAAUUAAUUAAUCUAAUUAAUUCCUGUCCUGUGACUGCUAAGGGAGGAGCCACCCAUAAGUGAAGCUGCCAUGAGAAAUAGCCAGGAAAAGAAAAUUACGGUAAGUUUGUUAUAAAUUUUCUCUAAUACUGGCCACUUGUGCCCUCGAGGGCAACCCAAGUCUACACUCCUCCCCUCCUGAAAUAAAGCGGCCAGUGUAGGUAUUUCCCUCUUCCCUCAUAUAGCUAUAUAGUACCAAAUUAGUUUGGUUUACCUAGAUCAUUGGUUUGCAGCUGUCAGAGAGUUAGGCCAGACUGUGAGCUCCAGUCUGUACCGUGUAUACUGCCCUGUUGCUACUCUAGCUAAUUAACCCCUUAACGCCGUUAUGGCGUUCUAUGCCUUCCCCAUUAUAAUGGCCAUUAAAGUCGUUGCGGCGGCAUAGAACACCAUAACGGCUUUCUACCCCAGGAGCUCCGCAGUACUUACCUCCACCGCGAUCUGCUUUGGGAGGACUGCCUGAAAGCCCAGGCAGCCCUCCCCUGGCAAAUCAGGCCCCCAGGGGCCAUGUGAUACACUUAGAAUGAAGUUACAUAUAUAUAUAUUAUAUAUAUAUAUAUAUAUAUAUAUAAUAUAUAUAUAUAUAUAUAUAAAAUACAUAUAUAUAUUUUAGAUUUUUAUAUAUAUAUAUAUAUAUAUAUAUAUAUAUAUAUAUACGUAUAAUUACAAUAACAAAUAAAAUACAUUUUAAUAUUUUUUAAAAAUGAAAAUAAAUUAUAUACACAUAUGUAAUUUCAUUCUAACUGUAUUUUGUUAUAUAUAUAUAUAUAUAUAUAUAUAUAUAUAUAUAUAUAUAGGUAACAAAAUACACUUAGAAUGACAUUCUAUAUAUAUAUAUCUAUCUCUAUAUAAAAUACAAAUAACCGCAAACAUGUGUAUAUAUAUAGAUAAUUAUAUAUAAUUACAUAAAUGAUUACAUAAGUAUACACGUAGAAUUUAAAUACAUAUAUAUAUGUAUACAUAUUAAAAUUCUAUAUAUUUAAGUAAUCUUUUAUAUUUAAGUGUGUACUGCCCACGUCUGUGAAUUGUACUACCAUACAGAAGGUAUGUGGUAAAAUGUCACAAUUAAAAUACAAUUGUAAAAAUAUGACAGGAUGUGAAUAAAAAUGCAAGAAUGAUCAUUUGAUCUAUUUAUUUAUUUAUUUAUUUCUGUCUUAACCUUUCACAACCAAAGUAAUGGAAAUAAUUGCAGUACUGUGAUAAAUGCUGAAUGAAAAUGUGCAUGGUAAAUAUUACUGGCACAAAAUUGCGCGCAUAGCGAACACAUUGCCGUGUUUUCGGAAUGUGAGUUCAGACAGUGUGUAUUAUAUAUAUAUUAAUAUAUUUGUGCAGUUAUGAAAUUGUCAGCAGCUCUCAAUCCGAUUAAUAAACAACUACUGGGUUAAAUUCAAAAGAAAUUAGCACAUGUUUUUUUAACAUUUAGUAUAACAAACAAGAUAAUAAUAUAAUUUAUCAUGAGUGUUUUUUUGUGCUAAGAUUAUUUAUUUAUUUUUCACGUUAUUAGUAUGUAUGUCUCUCGUAGUGUCUUCCCAGAUACACCAGUGUGGCAAUCAGGACAGUAGGUUAGAGAUAUGGAAGGCUGCAGAGAUUUGUAAACGUGUUAGUGGUCUUAACCAAUAUGAUGGAGGUAAAAGUACCCAUUAAUGUAGCAGGUACAACAUGUAGGGUUCUUAUUUCUAUCCCUUCCUACAGCCAUUCCUGCUCUUCCCAAAACUCUCCCUUCCUCAAUAUCUCAAUCACCUCUGUUUUCCUGUUUAUUAUGUCUCCGUCCACCCACCUCUUGCUAUCCUGCAUCUCUGUCUUUCUCCCAUUGGUCUCUGUACCAGAUGAGACAAUUCUGUUCACACAGACACCCAGCCACCCCUCCCAUGUAACGCUUCAUUCAUAAAGCUGGCUGUGCGCAGUGCCUGUAACACACAAACGCAACUCAACGAGAUUCCGACAGAGAGACAUGGGACUGGGAAAGGAGACGGAAAAGGCAGACACAACAACCUGACAGAGCCAGAGGGAGAGGACGUUAGAGAAGGGAAAACAAGCUUAAUGAAGAUACAGAGUGUAACUGAUUGAGGGAGCUUAGAACACAGCUAUAUAUAAUUUUACACAGGCAGCCUUAUUACCUGUGCAAAGCUCUCCACUCAUAUUUUAAUAUUAUCAUAUCUGUGAGUGUCUUGUGUCUACAGAGACGUUGCAUGCAUACAACUGUACAACUACUCCGUUGCACGGCAUGCUGUACAUUAUAACCAAAAUAACUGAAUGUGCACACAUCGUGAAUUGCUUGUGUUAAUAAUCUGCAACUGUGUGUAGUGGCUUGUUUGUGUCUCUUUGUCUGUGUGCUAUUGUUUGCAUUGCACCGCUGUAUUUGUAUGUGCUCUCGUGUGUGCAUAUGAGUAUAUGGUUAAUGUCUGCUGUGUGUAGAUGACAUCCAGUGUGUAUAAAAGUGCGUAAUUGUCUCUUCUUAAAAUUUGUGAAGUUGUGACAUGGGUAGUGUAUUUGUUAUUUAAUUUUUUUUCUGUGAGGCCAUAUUAGUGUCAUUUAGUAAUAUCUCUGCCUUGCUGUAGUUGUGAUAUUGUGUGUUAAACUGUUAAUCUAUAUUCAGAGGCUCUGUGUUGUCUUAUACGAUUCAUGCUAGCCUAGAAUGACUUUAUGUUGGUAACAUUUCAUUGUGUUACUGCUUUGUGUUAAGAUUUCAUUGUGUUUGGUUUUGUGUUUGUAUAUUAUUGUGUGACUUUGCAGUGUUAAUAUAUUCUCAUGUUCAGCACUGAGAUGCCGUUGUGUGACUGUACAUUUUGCUAAUGUAGGCUUAUGUGGUUGUGUUUGUUAAUAUACAACUUUUUUUUGUUUUAUAGUUUUACUGUUAGUGAACAUAUCUUUGUGUGUUUUAUUGUGUUUGUGUAUGGUUUUAUUGUGUUAGAAUAUUGAGGUUUUUUUUGUGCUAAGAUAUAAUUGUGGGCUCCUUGUCUUGUUUGGUGGUGCUAUUAUUACAUAUUGUGUUCCUUUGGUUAUAUUAGCAUAUUUUUGCGUCGUGCUGUUGUGUUAGUUUUGUGUCUCCGAGUGCAGUGGGGUCAGGAUGGGAGCAAUCUUACAGCAUCUCCUGAUACUUCUAGUAGUGUUGUCAGGUAAGUUUGUGUUUUUUUUUUUAUCAGUCUGUGUAUAGGGAUGUGGUGAACCUGCUUUUCCUCUCUCCCAACCUAUCAACCAUUUCCUGGUACCCAGGCACUGAUAUUGUUUCCAUGGAUACCCAACAUUUAAAAGGAAACGCAUUUAAUGAAACAAAUAUAUGAUAUUUUAUUUUUUAAUUGAUACGCAUGUCAUAGAAAAUGUGAUAAUUAGUCAUAGGUUUGUCUUAUAUUUAACCCAAUGUGCAAAAUGACACAUUGAUGAAUGAGAUCGCCAGGAAUAGACAGUGUAACGUGAGAGGAUACAUCUCAGUGCCAGCUAUAUAUAGGCAUGCUGUAACACUGUGCCGUAUAACGCCACACCUAUAUAUGUAUAGCCUAUGCCACAGUACAUAUACUAGAUAUGGAUAUUUACUUGCGCGGAUACCCAGAUGUGAUUUAGAUAUCUCAGAGACAUGUAUGUCCACAUAGUAACAGUCACAAAAAUGUAUGUUGUGCAUAUAUGUGUCAGAUAUUGUGUAAUGGAGAUUGGAAUUGUAACACUGACAUCAGCGUUAAUUUCGUCGACUAACAAUAUUAGUAAAAUUUCAGUCGACUAAAAUUUUUGAGAUUUAGUCGACAAAUACUAGACUAAAACUAAAAUGGCUUUUUAGUCAAAAGACUAUGACUAAAACUAAAUUGAAAUUUGCUGCCAAUAUUAACACUGCAAAGACGGGCUGUGGAAGGGGCAAAAGAGACAGACCAAGGCUCGGGAGAGUGACACCUAGAGGGGCUGGGGAAGGGGCAAAAGAGACAGACCAAGGCUCGGGAGAGUGACACCUAGAAGGGCUGGGAGGACACAACGAAACACAGCGGGGCUGGGGAAGGGGCAAAAGAGACAGAUAGAGGUUUUAACUAAACCCAUUAGAUUUUAGUCGUGUUGACUAAAAUCUACUGGAGAUUUAGUCAUCUAAAACUAGACUAAACCUAAUACAAUUCAAAUAACUAAAAUACGACUAAAACUAAAAUGGCUCUUUAAUCAAAAGACUAUGACUAAAACUAAAUUGAAAUCUGCCACCGCAAUGAACACUGACUGACACCUACAUACAUGCUAUUCAAAGUGCAUUCUGUUGCAGUAAAGGGGAAAUGUCCAUCAAGAUUAAACUGCAUCCUGAAGAGGAGAUUACCCUGUGCAUCGUUUGAGAGCAAAACCUGUGGCCCUUGUAUAACCCAAUAUGUGGAAGAUCCAUCUGGGAACUGUGAGCUAAAGCAAGGUAUAUUUUAUGUAUAUUCAAUUAUCAUAUUAGUAGGUAGAAUGUACAUAGUGUACUCACAACAUCACCGAGGGUUCAUUCUGAAUGUAAAAUGUUCAGAGAAGGUCUCAUGGUGAGUGUAGGGCAAAGAGUGUGCAUAGUGUUGUCAAUAUGUAAAGCAUUGAUCAGAAAAAGGUCUUGUGGACAUCACAGAAGGCAAAGGAUAGACAGAAGGCGUUGUGGUUAUUAUUGAGGGCGAUGAAUAGAGAGAAUACCUUCUGGUCGUUAUCCAGUUUAUGAAUCACAAAUACUUUGAGAUGACGUUUGCUCUUUUUCCAAUUUGUAAAAUUCUUAGAGCAGUCAAAGUUCGUUGGCCCUGAGGAAAUAAUUGACUUUUUUAACAAAAUGGCGAUUUCCGGAACAAAGGUGACCAGAGAUCAGCACGUCAAUCAAAACGGCACAGGUACAUAGAGACAAAUGUGUGUAUGCCUGUGAUUACAUACCCUGACACAGACAAUUAAACACACACUAAUUACUACUGGGAGGGAGAAUGGUAUUAUAAAUUACAGAUUUAUUCAUUCUAAACCUGGGCUCGCUGGAAUGGCGAGGUGCAACCCUGAAAUUGUACUGUAACAAUAUUGUGAUAUUUUACCAUAACAUUUGAGUAGGUGGAAGUUGGUAGACAGGAGUCCGGGAGCUCAGAAAAAGAACACUGCCUAAUGGAAGAGUGGCAGAGGGGUUCAAUUAAUUAUAGAAAACCGUAUGAAGGGGGACUCUGGAAUAUCUGCACAAUUUAUAUUAUCAUUUUCAUUUAUACAGCGCCAACCUAUUCCGCAGCAAUUUACAAUAUUAUAUAUUGGGAAAUGUAAAAAUAAGUGAGACAAUUACAGAAUGCUAUAGGAACAAUAGGUUGAUGAGGACCCUGCUCAAAUGAGCUUACAGUCUAGAGGAGCUGGGGUAUAAAGACACAACAGGAAGGGCAUUGAAAGGGAUAGCAACUAAGCAACAUGAUGUGAAAGUUGCAGAACUGGAGGUGAGAGUUCCAAAGGAAAUGAGUGCGAGUUAGCAUUAAGGGUGCGAGCAGUGGACAGGAGGUGGCCAAGGGCAGAGGAGAGGGACCAAGAAGGGUUGUAACUACGAAUUAGUGAAGAAGUGUAACAGGGGCUUUAGUUAUUAAGAGCUUUACAAAAUGUAACAGGAACUAAAAUUGUUUAGGGUUAGUAUUUUUGACUCCUUUAAGAUACAGAAAACCAAUGUAACGAUUGACAGAGGGGCGAGGUGUGAGAGGAUCAACAGGAGAGGAAAAUCAGUCUAGUGGAAGCAUUCAUUACAGACUGUAACGAGUACCAUCAACUUGCAGGGAGAGUGAAAGAGGAGGAUUAGUAUUAUAACGGGGAAAAAGAAAAAGCUCAGUUUUAGAGAGAUUACAUUUCUGAAAGCGGGAGGACAUCCAAUCAGAGCUGGAAGAAAAAGGCAAGUGGCGACACGUUCUAGGAGAGUGCGGGAGAGAUCACAGGAGGAGACACAUAGUUGUGUGUCAUCGGCAUACAGCUGGUAGCGGAAUCCAAAGGAAUUAAUAAGUUUGCCAAGAGAGGCAGUGUAAACAGAAAACAAAAGGGGACCAAGAACAGAGGCAUGGGGAACAACAACUGAGACAAGACGAGGGGAGGAGGUAUAAUUAGAAAAGGAUGCACAAUGAAUUUUGGGAGAGAAAGGAUGUGAACCAUGAGAGGACACUGUCAAAGAGACUGAGGGAUUGAAGAGUUUGAAGGAGAGAAUUAUCAACAGUGUCAAAUGCAGCAGAGAGGUCUAAAAUUAUUUUUAUGGAGUAGUGGUCUUUUGAUUUAGCCAUGAUUAGAUCUUUUGGAACUUUAAUCAGAGCAGUCUCAGUGGAAUGGAGAGAGCCAGAAUUGAAAAAGCUAGCCAGACGGGUAAUGAUAAGUCGUUCCAGAAGCUUUGAGGCGAAAAGGAGCAGGGAUAUGGGACGAUAGUUGGUAAGGGAAGAUGGCAUUAUUGAAGAGGACCGUGCACAAUACCAGAAGAAAGAGAGCAGUUGAAGAUAUGCAUUAAGGUGCAAUACUGGGCAGUGAGAUCUGAUAAGGUGAGAUGGGGCAUGAUCAAGCGGACAAGUGGUGGGAUGACAGGAAAGUGAAGCACAGCCACCUCCUGUUCAGAAGCCGCUGAGAAAGCCUGAAGGGUAGGAAAGGCAUGGCACAAGUGAGAGAGGUGCAAAGGGCGGUGAAUUCCUUCCUUAACUGGUUAAUCUUGUCAGUAAAAUAGCUUUCAAAGCUAUCAGCUGAAAUUUUACUAUGGGGGUGGUGGCCACAGCAGGGCGAACAAGAGAGUUGAAGGUAUCAAAGAGACUCCUGCGGUUGUGGGAGUAUGAACUAAUGAGAGAGGAAAAGUAUGAUUGCUUAGCAAGGGUAAGGGCUGUGCUGUACGAACACAAGAUGAAUUUCUAAUGGAGAAUUAGUUCAUUAUUACAUGUUAUAAACAGGCUUAUAGUGGACAUAAUUGCAUAAUUAUUAAAGCAUACAGAAAGGAGAAUAGGGACUGGUAGUAAAAUGAAGGAACUAUAAUUCUUAUAAUGCUUUUAUUCUGCAACCAGCCAUCCACCUACCUCUCUAAGGCUGGCUCCUCCUAUAUCAGUGAUGGCUAAUCUGAUUUACAAAGGUUAGCUAUCAUUGUCCUAUAUAACAAGAAUCAUUUUAAACAAACUAUACAGUGUUUAAGGUCAAUAUUUGAUAUGUAAUUGGAGAAUUAGCUCUGUUAAUGAUCACAGCAGUCAGCUAUAAAAUACUACCUGGGCAGUUACUGUUUUAUAACCGUAUCAGCAGUACACUAAUCUAAUACCAUGGAUACAGACACAAAGAAUGAACUGCAGUGACGUUCUAUAUCAUUCAAUUACAUUUUACUUACAGGCCAGAGGAGGAGCAGAGCUUUAUUGCCACGGCUAUAGCUGAAUUGGAAAAAUCCUUCAAAUCCAUUAGGAAUGUUGUUUGACAUCUCAGUGUAUAGGUUAUUAGUGCUUCAGAAAAAUAUGAAUUUCAAAUAGUAAGUGUGUGAUCAUAGUUAUUUUCUCCUCCCUCCUUCUCUCAAUAGAUAGACACAUGCACAUAGCACACAUAGAUAUUUAAACCAUAAAUAGUGAGCAGAGAUGGACUAAUAAUGAAACUAUGAAAUUUAGGGCAAUUUAGCAAAGUUUAGCUGUGAUCUGCUAUCUCCUCAUGUAUUGGAGCUACAAAUAUAUUUAUUUUUUUCCUAAAGAUAAUGCGCCUUAGGCUGCUGUCAGGACCAUAUAAGAAAUGUUAAUGUGUCUAAUAGAUGCUGCAAUUAUUUUGCUUUUUAAAAGUCUUUUGUUUUUCUAUUAGUUUCUCCUGCAGGUAGCACCACAACUGAAACCACAUCCCAGUCACCCACCGCUUCUACUCCACACCUUCCUCAGCUUCUCAAUGAAUCCACCAGGACAGAACCCAUGUCACAGUCCUCGUUAACAGCAAAUGAGUGGAAAAUGGGUUCAUUGAGGAAGUCUGACUUUAACCAGACCAUCUCUCUAGGUAAUUACCCACAACACAUCAAACCUACCCAUAGUUCAUUUAAUCCCCCAAUGCUUUACUCUUUCAGUAUUACCAGUUUAUGGUUCCGUCAUACAAUGACAUCAAUUUCUCAACGGGAUUGAAUUCAUUAAAGGUGAAAAAAAAGUAAAAUUCCCUGUUUUUCUGUCUAGCAUUUUAAAAGAUAUGCAUUUUAACUCUGCUAAUGUCUACAUCUUUGUAAUCUGCAACAUAAUGUCAUAUGUCAGUGAUUUAUCUUUAAAUAUAUGUCACAGGGUUGUGGUUUAAUUGUCCCUUAUUGGCCACAGUCACAUGUAUUCUAGUGAUGCAGGAAUUUCACAUGCCCAAUCAGAUGCUUCCUCCAUAUGAAGGCUUCUCCUCAUGGGUGGGGCUUACAGAAAUAAACCAAACUGGGUGUGGUUAACAAAAAUGGACCAACAUAGGGGCUCUCCUCCUUGGUGGGGUUAAAAGAAACGGACCAAAUUGGAAAGUGGCCUAUGGGUGGUUCACUAUUAGAAUAGUAUCAUAAUACUACGUACAAGCCAAAUCCUGUUGAUUGGUGCAGAUAAUUCAACUCUUCCAUCGCACAUCUUAAAUAUAUUCAUGUAAUAAUUGGAAUAAUAUAUUUAGAAUGCCCCUUUCUACUAGAAUGACCUAUUCCACUUAAAGCACAAAACUUAUCAUCUAUAUAAAUAUCACAUCACAUCAAUUUAUAAUGUUUUCUCCUUUUUAUUGUAAAGCUCUGAUAGUGAUCUGCAGUCUAACAGCAUUUUCGGGUGUCCUGGUGGCAGCUCUAUGCUGGUAUCGGUGAGUGUUCUGUGGAUCUUAUUAAUGUUCCUCAUUUAUUAUCUAGGUCAGUGUUUGUGAAUCUGUGUAUAAUCCAUACAUGGAUACUGAUCUCAAUUAGUAAUAAUAAUAAUAUUGGUCAUGGGUGCUGGACUGAUUAUGGAUCACAGCAGAACAUCAUAGUCUUCCUCUGAUCUAGUCUUUCCUGGGGCUGGGGGGACAGAUAAAGAUGCACGUGGUCUCUGAGUGAUGGAAAUAUGUGGGAGAUGACAACAGUAUCAAAAAGCAGAUCACACACUUAAAGAUUAAAUUAAAUUAAAUAUUUGGAUAUUUUACCAGUAAAUAUUGCAGCGGGUAUAAGAGAAAACAAGAUCAUUGUGAAUUCCGUGGAGAAAGACUCAGUAAUUGACUACAUUAGUAGCACAUUUGACCAAUAUAGGCAUCUACACAUCAUUAACUAAAUGUAAUGAGCAUUUAAUUUCACUCUGAUGGCAUUCUGAUAGAGUUAUUUAUUAAAGUGAGAAUUCAACGUGAGGAAGAGUCAUUAUGGUCCUGAGUCAAAGCUGGUUCUUGUACCAUGGUUGUCUAGUGUACUAUAUUUGCAGUGACAAUCAACCUGCAGAUAGUAAAUAGUAAUCUAGGUUGAAAAAUAACUCAAAUCCAUGGAGUUCAACCUUUGAAACAUCUUUUAAUGCAGUUGCUCCAAAAGAUAGAUCCUUCUCCUUCAUAUAAAUAAAUGUUCUUUUCCUCUUGCCUCGUUUAGGUUACAGAAGGAGGUACGGCUGGCACAGAAGAUGGCAUAUUCAGCAUACAAGGGCACUAGGCAGCCCCCUUGCCAAAGGGUGAGCGUGAAUAAGUACUAUUUUCUAUACUAACACAACAGUGCUGAAAAAGUAAUCACUUCAAAUACCAUAUUUUUCUCUUGUCUAUCCCCUUUUUGCCUUGCAAUCAUGCAGUCUGCUAAUGAGAAUUCACAUUUUAUGUGGCAAUAUCACGAUGUGAGGAAGCAGCGCCAAGCACAGAGCGGGUGAGUGAGACUGGCACCUUAAAGACUGCUGUAGUGUUUCAUAUAAAGAUCUCUGUGGCUGAUGAAGUGAUACCUGCAGAAUAUUAUGCUGUAGACUGACUGCUACCUCUGAGAUGAGUUUAAUAGUUUAUAGAAAGCUUGUUCCUUUAAACAUUCCGCUUGGUUGAUCUUGCAGAUGGAAUAAAAUGCUGUCUGAGAUUUGACCCACGUUUCAUUUUUCUAGAUCAGCGACGAAACCUCGCCAGCAGCUCUCCACAGACUCGGAGGCAGAUAUUGAGGAAUUCACCAUGUACGAGUGUCCAGGUCUAGCUCCGGUAUGUCUCUACUGAAUGAAUUCUAGAUCAAGGAUUUUCAAACAGGGCCCUCUAGAACCCACAAUAGUUCUGUUUUUGUAUGUUAAAAUCCCUAUUGCUACAGAAUAGAGAAAUCACAAACUGCUGGAUUGAUGGGAACUUUUGCUCUAAAUCAUGUUUGUAAGGAUUAUUUUUCUAGAGAUCCAUUGUUUGCUGCAUGUGGCUAAAUUCUCACCAGACAUCAAACUUGGUUUUACACCUGAUUCCCAAGAAAUGUACGAAUCAAACACGACUUAGAAACACGUUUAUUAAGAUAUUUUCAUCUUAGAAACACUAAAUGCUUUAGAUAUGUGAAGGGUGAAUUGGUUGUUCUCUGCUGCACAACACGAGUUUACCAAAGUUACCCCAGAUGUUGUAGAACUUCCCAUGAAAGUUGCAGUUUUACAACGCUGGGGGCUGCAUGUUGACCAUCUCUCACUCCCAUCAUUAUAAGGGAAUUGACACAGAAUUGCAGCAGUCCCAUGUGGGACCUGAUGAAGUUUCAUACUCUGGCUGCUGCAGUAUUUUCUCCACAAUUAUCCUUGAGUAACCAGAAACGGGCAGCCUUGCAUGACUGUAACUGUAGACCAGUGCCGAGCAAACCCUGAAAGAAGGCAGGCUAUUGUAUUAACAUAGGAGUACUAAAUACUCUCUCCCAUUUUAUCCCGCAGGCAGGAGAGAUGGAGGUUCACAAUCCCCUCUUUGAUCCGUUACCAGCCAGGCAAUGAUGGGGAGUUUGUCGUGAAAUCCUGUUAUGAUUCUAGACAUAUAUAUAUUUAUCUGUAUGUGUUGCUGCUCCAAAUUGUGCGCAUUAAAUUUUGAAAUUUAUGCACCUCUUCUCCUUUAUAUAAAAUUUCUACUUAACAUUAAUUUACUGUGGAGUAAGUUACAGCUCUAUCAUACCAUCAGAAUACUAAUGCAGACACUAG